UUAAAGAAAGAGAGGAGGGAAAAAUGGAAAAAUGGGGAAAAACAACUGAAAUUCUCGUGACGUGAUACAAAUGCGAAUGACCUUAAGUGUAUAGGAUGGAACAGUUUCGUAUUACAUUUGGAAACAAAAGUUUCUUUUAAUGGAACAGAUAUCAUCUUCUUUACCAACACAAAUACGGGUACCUACUAAUACUCAUCCAUCUCAAUUACCAAACUAUGGAACUAUUCAAGGUGGUGUUACUCCUCUAUCUGAAAAUGAAAGUCUAGACUUGUCAUUGUACCACACUCAAUCUCAAACUGGUAUACAUGACAGCAAUAGGUCUAUUCGAAGUGCUCUAAGUUCCUUUGCUGGUUCUUAUUCUCGAACUUCUGCUUUAUAUAUGGCUGACAAUUUAUCGUUAUCAAGGCCUGCUACCAUAGAUCAUGCUGAAUUGGAAGAAGAAGCAAGACGAAAUGAUCGAAAACAAAGAUUGGACACAGAAAGCAUUUUCUCAAAUCAUACUAGUGCUGGACUCUCCUUUUUCCCGGCUUUAUCAAGACAUACUACUCUUGGUACCAUGAUCCUACGAGAUGAAUAUCAUCAAGAUCUUCAACAACAAAUACAUUAUAUUCCACAAUCAAGCUUUCUUCAAUCAAUUUUCAAUUCUGUUAAUGUACUUGUUGGUAUCGGUGCAUUGGCUUUACCUCUUGGUAUUCGAUAUAGUGGUUGGUUGAUUGGGAUGUCUACUUUUUUAUUUUGUACCAUUUCAACUAAUUAUUCUGCCAAGGUCCUUGCUCGUUGUUUGGAUGCUGCUCCUUCUGGUGCUCUGACGUAUGCUGAUAUGGGUGCGGCUGCUUUUGGUGAACGUGGGCGUAGUGUCAUCAGUGGAGUAUUUAUCUUGGAACUUUUUACAUUGGGAGUUGCCAUGGCCAUCUUGUUGGGUGAUGGCCUUGAAACGCUAUUUGAUCUAGAUUUGAUUACAACAAGAAUGAUUUCCUUUUGUGUUUUGACACCCAUGACAUUUUUACCUAUUAGCAAAUUAGCUUAUACAAGUGUGAUUGGGGUAUUUAGUAGUGCUUUUUUGGUACUCAUUGUCGUUUUGGAUGGAUGGACUAAACCAAAUCAACCAGGAAGUUUAUGGGAUCCAAUGCAAACAGAAUGGAUUCCAUCUGAACCAUUUAAUAUACCACUUAGUUUUGGACUUUUGAUGGCUGUUUAUUCUGGUCAUGCAGUAUUUCCAAGUUUAUAUCGUGAUAUGGCUGAACCCAAGAAAUAUGAUCGUAUGGUAGAUGUAACUUAUUUGAUUACCUUUACUGUAUAUUUGGUGAUGGCAGUAACUGGUUAUUUAAUGUUUGGUUUGGAUACAAUGCAGGAGAUUACUCAAAAUUUAGCCCGAACGCCAGGAUACAACAAAUGGAUCAAUCAAGGUGCUGUUUAUUUAAUUGUCUUGAUCCCUGUGGCAAAAUAUGGCUUGAUGUUGAAUCCUGUAAAUCUCUCUUGGGAACUAUGGUUACAAAGUCAAAAUCGUGUGGAUGCUUGGUGUAAGGAUCAUGUAUGGAAACGACACUUACUAUCUAUUAUUGGACGAAUUGCCUUGAGCGCCUUUGUCAUUUACAUUGCUACCGUUUUUCCUGGAUUCGAUCGUAUCAUGUCACUUUUGGGUGCUUUAUUUAGUUUUGGUAUUUCUGUGAUUUUCCCUUUGGCAUGUUACCAUCAACUCUAUCAUGGUUCAAUGACAUACAAGGAUUUGAUUAUCAAUUGGACAUUCCUCAUUAUUUCAGUGAUACUUGCCACUCUUGGAACUGUUUGGAGUUGUUUGCCUUAGUUUUUUUUAUAUAUGAUGAAACUAAAUAAACGAAAAAUGUUUGCCCGUGUGAAGUC
Halteromyces radiatus is the source of this 1860-nucleotide messenger RNA. RefSeq names its product transmembrane amino acid transporter protein-domain-containing protein. The transcript has 8 exons. Gene Ontology annotation, molecular function: amino acid transmembrane transporter activity. Gene Ontology annotation, cellular component: vacuolar membrane. Gene Ontology annotation, biological process: amino acid transmembrane transport. NCBI's taxonomy places the organism in Eukaryota, Fungi, Mucoromycota, Mucoromycetes, Mucorales, Cunninghamellaceae. Bases 140 to 1804 code for a protein of 554 amino acids. The record is from RefSeq and is a predicted model, not a curated record.